This is a messenger RNA of Bubalus bubalis (water buffalo), 1065 nucleotides long. It is a transcript of the gene OTUB1, whose product is annotated as OTU deubiquitinase, ubiquitin aldehyde binding 1. The transcript has 7 exons. The coding region runs from base 94 to 909 and encodes 271 amino acids. The record is from RefSeq and is a predicted model, not a curated record. Gene Ontology annotation, molecular function: ubiquitin binding; cysteine-type deubiquitinase activity. Lineage: Eukaryota; Metazoa; Chordata; Mammalia; Artiodactyla; Bovidae. Gene Ontology annotation, cellular component: nucleus. Gene Ontology annotation, biological process: negative regulation of double-strand break repair; protein K48-linked deubiquitination.
CGUUACCAAGGAGGGGCCUCGAGGAGGAGCUGUCUUCCGGGGGGAGGCCAACUAGUAACCCGGAAGCGGUCGGCAGUGCGGUGCUGUUUAAAGAUGGCGGCGGAGGAACCUCAGCAGCAGAAGCAGGAGCCGCUUGGCAGCGACUCCGAAGGUGUUAACUGUCUUGCUUAUGAUGAAGCCAUCAUGGCUCAGCAGGACCGAAUUCAGCAAGAGAUUGCUGUGCAGAACCCGCUGGUCUCGGAGCGGCUGGAGCUCUCUGUCCUAUACAAAGAGUAUGCUGAGGAUGACAACAUCUAUCAACAGAAGAUCAAGGACCUCCACAAAAAGUACUCAUACAUCCGCAAGACCAGGCCUGAUGGAAACUGUUUCUAUCGCGCUUUCGGAUUCUCCCACUUGGAGGCAUUGCUGGACGACAGCAAGGAAUUGCAGCGGUUCAAGGCUGUGUCUGCCAAGAGCAAAGAGGACCUGGUGUCCCAGGGCUUCACCGAGUUCACAAUUGAGGAUUUCCACAACACGUUCAUGGACCUGAUCGAGCAGGUGGAGAAGCGGACCCCCGUGGCUGACCUGCUGGCCUCCUUUAACGACCAGAGCACCUCGGACUACCUGGUGGUCUACCUGCGGCUGCUCACCUCGGGCUAUCUGCAGCGUGAGAGCAAGUUCUUCGAGCACUUCAUUGAGGGCGGGCGCACCGUCAAGGAGUUCUGCCAGCAGGAGGUGGAGCCCAUGUGCAAGGAGAGCGACCACAUCCACAUCAUCGCGCUGGCCCAGGCGCUCAGCGUCUCCAUCCAGGUGGAAUACAUGGACCGCGGCGAGGGCGGCACCACCAACCCCCACGUCUUCCCCGAGGGCUCCGAGCCCAAGGUCUACCUGCUCUACAGGCCCGGACACUACGACAUCCUGUACAAGUAGGGCCGCCCGGCCUGCCGCGCUGCCCGCCCGCCCCUCUGCCAGGCGCUAGACAUGGACAGAGGUUUUCUUGUGGUUGUAAAUGGUCAUACUUCACUCCCCCACCCCUUCCCUGUCACACGACCUCCCGUGUUUUAUUAAAGGGGACGCUGGUGGUGA